AUGUCUCUCUCCCCAUGCCAGGCCAAGAGGGGCUUCAGUGCUCGCUCAGCAUGUUCCGCUUUCUCUGGGGCUCGAGGCAGAGCUGGCUUCAGCAGCAGGAGCCUCAGCUCCUCCAGGAGAUGGAGAGGAAGCUCUUGUGAGAGGGCCUGGGGGGCAGGGGCCAGGCAAGGGGUAAGGUUCAGGCAGGGGAGUGGAGGGCCUGGUCUUUCCCAGUGCCCUCCAGGGGGCAUCCAAGCGGUGACUGUGGACCAGAGCCUGCUGACCCCACUGAAGAUUGAGGUUGACCCCCAGUUCCAGGUGGUGAAGACGCAGGAGACUCAAGAGAUCAGAACCCUCAACAACCAGUUUGCCUCCUUCAUUGACAAGGUACGCUUCCUGGAGCAGCAGAACAAGGUCUUGGAGACCAAGUGGGCCCUGCUCCAGCAGCUGCAGGGGAGUCACAGCCCUCAGGGCCUGGAGUGCAUCUUCGAAGCCUGCCUGGCCCGGCUCAGGCAGCAGCUGGAGGAGCUGCAGAGAGAGCGAGGGGCUCUGGACUCUGAGCUGAAGACCUAUCAGGAUCAGGAGGAUGAGUACAAGUCCAAGUAUGACCAGGAAGCUCACAAGCAUGCCUCCGUGCAGAAUGACUUUGCGGUCCUUAAGAAGGAUGUGGAUGAGGUUUUCCAGAGCAAGAUGGAUUUGGAAGGCAGGCUGGAGUCUCUGAGAGAAUACGUCUGCUUCUUGACACGUCUGUAUGAAGAAGAACUGGGACAGCUGCAGACUCAGGCAGAUGGCAUGUCGGUGGUGCUGUCCAUGGAUAAUAACUGUUGCUUGGACUUCAAUGACAUCAUCGCUGAGGUCCGUGCCCGGUACGAGGAGAUCACUCAGACCAGCAAGGCCGAGGCAGAGGCUGUGUUCCAGACCAAGUUCCAGGAACUUCAGGCCUCAGCCCAGCUUCAAGGGGACAGCAUGAAGGAGGCCCGGGUGCAGAUUUCACAGCUCCAUCAGGCCAUUCAGAGGCUGCAGAGUCAGAUUGCAAGCCUCAGGACUCAGAAUGGCAGUCUGCAGUCAGCCAUUGCUGAUGCUGAGCAGCAUGGGGAGAUGGCUCUGAAGGAUGCUCAGGCCAAGCUGGAUGAGCUAGAGGAGGCUCUGAGAACAGCCAAGCAGGACAUGGCCCAAAUGUUGCGCGAGUACCAGGAACUGUUGGGCACAAAGUUGUCCCUGGAUGUGGAGAUUGCCACAUAUCGAAGGCUGCUGGAGAGCGAGGAGUGCAGGAUGUCUAAGGAGUACAUCAGCCAGGUUACUAUCUGUGAGUAUGAGGGGACUUUGAGAGUAGGGUUACCUUGUGAAGGCAGUGUUGUUGUGCCUGGAGGAGUUGGUGGAGGUCAAGUGGUCAUACCUGGAAGAAUUUGUGGAGGCCAAGUGGUCAUACCUGGAAGAGUUGAUGGAGGCCAAGUAGUAAUGCCUGGAAGAAUUUGUGGAGGCCAAGUAGUAAUGCCUGGAAGAAUUUGUGGAGGCCAAGUGGUCAUACCUGGAAGAGGUGAUGGAGGCCAAGUGGUCGUACCUGGAAGAGGUGAUGGAGGCCAAGUGGUCAUGCCUGGAAGAGGUGAUGGAGGCCAAGUGGUCAUACCUGGAAGAGGUGAUGGAGGCCAAGUGGUCAUACCUGGAAGAGUUGAUGGAGGCCAAGUGGUCGUACCUGGAAGAGGUGAUGGAGGCCAAGUGGUCAUACCUGGAAGAGUUGAUGGAGGCCAAGUGGUCAUACCUGGAAGAGUUGAUGGAGGCCAAGUGGUUGUACCUGGAAGAGGUGAUGGAGGCCAAGUGGUCAUGCCUGGAAGAGGUGAUGGAGGCCAAGUGGUCAUACCUGGAAGAGGUGAUGGAGGCCAAGUGGUCAUGCCUGGAAGAGGUGAUGGAGGCCAAGUGGUCAUACCUGGAAGAGGUGAUGGAGGCCAAGUGGUUGUACCUGGAAGAGGUGAUGGAGGCCAAGUGGUCAUGCCUGGAAGAGGUGAUGGAGGCCAAGUGGUCAUGCCUGGAGGAGAUUGUAGAGGCCAAAUGGUCAUGCCUGGAAGAGGUGAUGGAGGCCAAAUGGUCAUGCCUGGAGGAGAUUGUAGAGGCCAAAUGGUCAUGCCUGGAGGAGAUUGUAGAGGCCAAAUGGUCAUGCCUGGAGCAGAGUGCAGAGGCCAAAUGGUCAUGCCUGGAGGAGAUUGUAGAGGCCAAGUGGUCGUGCCUGGAGGAGAUUGUAGAGGUCAAAUGGUCGUGCCUGGAGGAGAUUGUAGAGGCCAAAUGGUCAUUCCUGGAGGAGAUUGUAGAGGCCAAGUGGUCAUGCCUGGAGGAGAUUGUAGAGGCCAAGUGGUCAUGCCUGGAGGAGAUUGUAGAGGCCAAGUGGUCAUGCCUGGAGGAGAUUGUAGAGGCCAAGUGGUCAUGCCUGGAGGAGUUGGUGAUAGUCAAGGGGGCACUUGUGGACUCAGAGGCUGGAAAGGCAGCUUUGGGUCUGGAGGCUGCUCUAGCAUCGUAACUGGUGGCUUUGAUAUCCCCCAGGGAUCUGGGUACAGUCCCAGCAUGGGUUCUUGCUCUGUGUCUGGCUCUGGCUUCAGUUCUGGCUCUGGCUCCUGCUGCCGCACCAUCCUGAAGAAGACAGUGGAAUCAAGUCGGAAGACAUCUGUCAUUUACUGA
Molecule: messenger RNA, 2646 nt
Organism: Onychomys torridus (southern grasshopper mouse)
Lineage: Eukaryota; Metazoa; Chordata; Mammalia; Rodentia; Cricetidae
Product: keratin, type II cytoskeletal 78-like
Exons: 9
Coding region: 1-2646 (881 amino acids)
Biological process (GO): keratinization; intermediate filament organization
Cellular component (GO): keratin filament
Molecular function (GO): structural constituent of skin epidermis
Source: RefSeq, a predicted model, not a curated record